AUGCUGGACCGUCCCAUCCAUAAACGCAAGAUGUCCUUAACCACGGAGGAGCAUCGUAAGAGGAAGGCUAACAGGAGGGCCCGAAGGUCAGCAAAGCUUCAUGUACCAUCAAAUGUACCUGGAUCAGAUUGGAGAGAGAUGUGCGACAUUGCAUACAGCAAUGCGUCUAAAAGGACAGUUUCGGUUAGCCAAGGAAGCGUUCAAAAUAAUGUAUGUCGACUUAAGUUUAUUUAAAACAGUAGGAAAUACUUCUGCAUAACGCCAAGGUUACUUCUAAAGUAUAUUAUAGAGAACAGUGAGUAAGAUUUCUUUGGAUUCAAAGAGCAGAACGUCGAGUAUGCGUAGUUUACAUGUCGUAAGUUAUUAUUAUUUAUUAUUAAUUUCGAUUUUUAGAGCUUUGAGAAUACUGUAACUUCUAAGUUCAAGCGCCGAGAAUGCACUCUAAUCGUACCAAGUGGUAGAAAUCCUGGAAAGUGGGUUUAUCAUUUUUAUGUAUUGUAACUCCUGUUGUGUUUUUAAAGAUGUAUGUGUGGACUCAACAUAAUUGAUCAUGAGAGCGGCUCUGAAAUCUUACACCAGGUUCCUGUGAAUGGAAAAAGGCUGUGGUCCAUUACGGAGAAUUGUAAACUGUUUCCAACGAAUGCAUUUGGAACAAUUGAAUUUGAAGGCGGUCCUCAUCCCUUGAAAGCACAGUAUCUAAGAUGUAGUUUUGAUUCAAAUCCAGCUGAUAUCAUAAACUACAUUCAAAAAGUUUGGAAGGUUGAAGCUCCUAGAUUGGUGGUUACAGUUUACGGUGGAAUGACCAACUUUCCGUAGGUUCAUUGGGUAGAUAUAAGUGAAUAGACUUCAGCCAAAAUUGGCCCGUGUGUUUCGAAAAGGAUUGAUGAAAGCGGCAGGGAUUUCUGGGACAUGGAUCUUCACUUCUGGAAUUGACUCUUGUGCUGUUAAUCAUGUCACCGAGGCCUUGUACGGACAGUCCUACAAUCUUCGAGCCAAACCUAUAACCAUUGGAAUAGCUCCAUGGGGACUUAUGAAGCAAAGGGGGAAUCUUAUUGGAAUGGUUUGUCGGAACGGGGAAUGAACUUUCUUUUAAGGACAAAGUUGUGUCAUAUUACCGAGCAGUUCGACGGAAUGAUGACGGACUUGUAGAACUGAACAGGAAACACCUAUUCUUCCUUUUGGUGGACAAUGGAACAACAGGACGGUAAUGGUUCUAAUCUAAACUUGGUGACAAAACAUUUUUAAUCAUUUUUAGAUACGGAGCGGAUAUAUUCCUUCGACGUCGUUUAGAAUCAUAUAUCACAGAGAAACAGACCUUGGACAUCGGGUCUAGAAGAGUUCCGGUAGUUUGUUUGGUCCUUGAGGGUGGUCGAAGUACGGUAAGAUGUGUCCUUGAUUAUGUGACAAGUGUCCCUAAAAUCCCUGUCGUAGUUUGUGAUGGAAGCGGUCGGGCUUCCGACCUGAUAUCUUUUGCCCACAAAAGAUUAAAAGUGGAUGGGUAAGAGACUACUUGACUAUGCUAUUGCUUUAGAGAAAUACGAGAGGUGAUCAGAGAACAGCUCACAUCCUUGAUCAAGGAUGUUUUUGGUUAUGAUGCUAAACGAGCAAAAGCCUUAAUCUCUGAGUUAAUCCGGAUUGUACGGCAGAAGGAGCUGGUGACUGUAUUCAGACUGGGAGAGACCCCCAAGCAGGAUCUUGACAAUGCCAUCUUGACCGCUCUAUUGAAAGGACAAAACCUAACACCGAUUGAGCAAUUAACCUUAGCCUUGGCGUGGGACCGCGCAGAUGUUGCCAGAUCUGAUAUAUUUGUAAUGGGUCAGGUUUGUAAAACGUUUUCUCAAGAAUAUUCGUUAGGAAAUACCAAAGAAAGCAUUGUAUGCCGCCAUGAUGGAUGCAUUAAUUCACAACCGAGUUGACUUUGUCAGAUUACUUCUGGAAAACGGGGUAUCAAUGAAGGAGUUUCUGACGAUAGCCAGGCUCGAAAACCUUUACAAUUCCAGUCAAGGUCCCAAAAACACUUUGCCUUACAUCGUUGAUGAUGUUGUGAAGACACAUUUCGAUCGUUAUGAGCUCAUCCAUAUUGGUCUCGUUGUCGAGAAGCUGAUGGGGAAUGGAUUCCGUUCUUCUUACACGAACAAUUCGUUCCGACAAAAGUACGAAGAAUACCGACAAAACGUCCUUUUGAAUCCGAAGAAUAUUCGCCAGGAAGAGAACGUUCUCAGCACGGUGAGUACAUCUCAAGGGCCGCUGACACAAGACCUGGGGAUUGUGCCUCCAAUCUCGGGGAACAGGGCCCUCAGUAAUCAUAUUGUUUGGCGGUCGGUCAAUCGAAAUGGGUUCCUCAAUCGCCCAGACCUUCCUACCCUACCUGAUUCUGUUGUGAUUGACAUUGAUGAGGACGUGGGUAAGAAAUCGGUCAAUUGACAAUUGUCUCCAGAAAGUUCAAAGAACGGGACGCCUGACUUUGAAUAUCCAUUCAGCGAUCUUGUUGUCUGGGCUGUCUUGACCCGACGGCACAAAAUGGCAUUGUGCAUGUGGGAACAUGGAGAAGAGGCAUUGGCCAAGUCUUUGGUGGCUUGUAGGUUAUACAAAAGUUUGGCUAAAGAAGCAUCCGAAGAUUUCUUGGAUUUGGAUAUUGUAGAAGAACUAAGGAGUAACGCCGAGUAGGUUUUAUUUAAAAAAAUCUAACAGAGUUUUUACCUUGAAGGAUGGCCCGGACAUUUCCAAAAAAGCGAUCAAUUCAUUAUCGUUUGAUAUUUUGCACAAUUGUUGUACUAUGAUAACUGAAAGUCAGCACGAUUUUUUAGUUUCAGAAAGUACCAUCCUUUUUCCCCAGUCCCGAAGCGAAAACAUUUCAAAAAUUUGUUCAAAUUUUUCAAAAAAUGCUUUUUCCCAAGUCCCGAAGCGAAAAAAUUUUAAAAUUUUUUUCAAAUUCACCAAAAAAUUCUUUUUUCCCAGUCCCGAAGCGAAAAUAUUAAACGGUAUCGUUGACCCGAAGUGUCGCGCGCGAACCGAGUUGUCCCUGACCCGAAAUGUCGUAACGCCGACACGUUUAAAUACACCAGAGUUUAUUUUACACGGGAAGUACCCCAGGUUUUAGCUCGCGCUUUUCAAGCGCCACCGAGAUAUUGAACGAUCUUUGUCGCGGAGAGAGUACGCCCAACGCGGAGAGCGGUCACAGAGAAAAACGCUUUUUGGCCAUAACUUUGGCAGUUUCGUGAGGAAAAAAUUUAUUUUUUGUGGAAAGAUUACCCUUUACGGUAGAAAUCGGUAUGCAACUUUUUGUGCCGAAAUUCGGCAAAAAGUUCUAAAUUUUCGCGGACUUUCGAUCUAAAAAUCUCGGUUGUUUCAAAAGCGCGAGUUAGGAUUCUCGCAUAUAUUUUAGAAAAAAUUAUUCUAAAUCUGUGCCAUGUUUCAUCAAAAUCUGAGCGUCGCACUUGGGGUACCUCCCCUGUUAGUUAAAAACAAGUUUGUACACUUCCCUAGUAAGGGGUUUUUCGCCCUUACAAACCAAACUUGGGUAGCUAAUUUUUACCUAUUCUUGACCAGCAUAAUUCGGCGAAUUUUUUGAUUUAUAUCUUGACCUGUAACUCCAUACCCCAUAGAAGUCCUUCCUCUAAAAUCGGUGUGGAACAGCCGCAAAUCUCACCGAAAUACGUUGUCGACGGUGGGGAACAUUCUUUAUAAUUGACGUUUUUUUCGUACAAUGUAGCCUUCUACCACUUCGAAAAUGACCAAGGUACCAUAUUUAUCAUAACCUUUCUGAAUUUAACUUGUCUCAACUUUUGAAACCUUUAAAAACUUUUUGACAUGUAUGUAACAACAAAAGUAGUCCUACGGUAAACGUGUCAAUUAUAAAAAUUUUCCUCAUGGUUGAAAACAUAAAACAGCGAGAUUUUUUCUUUUUACUCCUUCGGGUUUUUACACACGAACACAAUCUUUCUGAAUAUCUGCCGUACACGGUAAUUUCCGAAACAAAAAUUCGUGCUGAUGUUUAGCUAUGCUGUUACAACAAUUAUGCAAAACAUCAAAAGAUUCUGAGACAGUCAUUUUUUGAAAAUUUCCGGCCCUUGUUAUGAGAAGCUUCAGUCUGUAGAAAACUCUCUUAUAAAUUUUUGUAGAGAAUUUCGCGAAUUGUCGGUUUCAUUAUUGGAUCACUGUUAUAAGAACGAUGAAAUGCGGACUCUCGAACUGCUCACGUACGAGAUGUCUAAUUGGGGUAGGGAGACAAGCUUGACCUUGGCCGUGAUGGUUAAUAACAAACAAUUCAUCGCACAUCCUUGUUGCCAAGCAUUGUUGGCAGACUUGUGGCAUGGUGGUAUGCGGAUACGGUCAAGUACAAAUCUAAAAGUGAUCAUGGGUCUCCUUUUCCCCCCUUUGCUCGUUUUCAUUGACUUUAAAUCCGCCGAAGAAUUGAGAAGACAGCCUCAAACAGCAGCAGAGCAUGCAGAUGAUUCGUCGUCGGAAUCAGAUUCCCGAUCUGUCGGGUCAGGAUCGAGGUCAUCAUCUUCUUCAAGUUCUUCUUCCUCUACAAGCAGCUCUGAUGAUGAUGUUUCUGUUGAAGAGCAUGGUCCUCAAUUUGGCUCAAUGGCACGUUUUAUACCUAGAUUACAGGGUGUUUCAAGAGAUAUCGAAAAAACUUGCGAAUGUCCUCCUUGCUCUUUGCAGCUUUCAAUGAAAUUUAUGUUGCAUACUCCCGCACAUAUCUCUCUUACCACCGUUUAGCUCGGCUGUUAAUUGCGCUACAUGUUCCAAAUUUUGACUGACCUAUCAAAAAGAGCUGCAGAACACCUGGACUAACAGUUUUUUGGACAUUUUAAAACAAGGUUCGCGAGUAAGUCGAGCAACCGCAAAAUAGGGGUGCACCGGACUAUGUAAUUGAUCACAUAUAGUCAAUCUCCGUCCAUCAUACUGAGAGAUGUUAGGUAUUUCAUCAAGCAUGUGCAAAUCAUUGCAAAACUAAAUAGCCGGCCGGACUUUAGCGGCUUUUUACCUUUUCAGAAUCACCCAAACUGGCUGAAAUUAAACAUGGCUUAGCCCUACACAAUGUAGAGUAAAGUUAUGACCGGGUUCAUGCAACGUCGAGGUGAAACUACACGAAAACGCAAACCUGAGGAUUUUCUGGCAAACUUUGACAAUUUUGUAAUUAGAAAAGCGGAAUAGAUGCGUUUUAAAAGAUUUUUGCGCUAGUGCACGCACACAAUGCAAAGAUAGCGGGAGAUUGUUAUCCUACGUUCUUCAGUGUGCAGCAAAGAGUACUGUCGGGGAUUUUUAGUCUGUUUUCAAUUAUUUAGAGGUCGGUUAUUCCCAAGCUAUUUGUGUAAGGCAUUAAUGGCAUACUAAAAUCAGGUUAGUAAGAUCUUGUACCGGUAACUCCAAUAAGUCCCCUAUUAGUUUUUCUAAAACAAAAAAGUUGUCGUUGCCUUAGGGCGUGGUCAGUAUGAUUUAGCGUUUUAAGAUAACUGAACCAUGUCGCUUACUCAAGGUAACGGAGAAAACUUUAGUUAUUUUAGGUGAUCAGAAAGUUCUGUCCACCAAUUUUUGGAAAACUUGUAUACCUCGACUAACAAGGGAAGCCACUUAAAUCACAGAGCGAUUUUUAAAAACGACUGUUACGGCAAUGGAGGUGGCGGAAUGGGGAUAUCGAAUCUGGAAACCGCUACCUCCACCGGCCUCUAGGAGCCGAGAUAAUCGACCGACAAGUUUGGCCAAAAAAAAGUUGCCCCGAAAAGCUCCUCUUUUCGAAAGGUCGAACCGAAUGGUCCGGUGGUCUGGAAGCGCGCUUCCGGGCCUUUACCUUUUCAGGUUCGAAUCCGCAUGGGUUCGGACUUGUAAAUAAAUUUAUAAAACUUUCCCUGUGAUACAGUAAAUUUACUGGAAAAAUAAAAUUUUCUAUUUUUUCCAUAUUUUGCGUUAAAUAAGUGUCCAAAUUCCGGAAAUGUCUUGACGUGAAUUUUUGUAGGACCUUCGGUCGAUUUUUCGGCGCUACGCCUUUUCGGGUCAGGGACAGUUGGGGUCAACGAUACUAUGGAUCGCCUCGGUUCGCCGUUGUAUGCAUCGGGGAGGCAAUGGGAAGGCUUAGUUAGUAGAAAUAAUAAGACUGAUCGGGUCCUGGGAUAGCUCAUCCCCUAUUUCGAGGUAUUUUACAUGUACUUACAUCAAUAAUAUCUACAGGGUGUUCAGAGAAUUGUGGAAAAAACUAUUUAAUAAUAACUUUGCGCUAGGGGGUCCAAUCCGAAAAUUUUUUUUGCAUUUUACAGAAAAACCUUAGAGUUUUUAGAAUCUAAAAUUUUUUUUUCUUUUAUCGGCGGAGACUUCCGUAAUCCGCCUUGAAUUCGGCGGAGUGUUUUUUUCACAAAAAGAGGCUGUAAAUCGUUGUAUGGGUAAAGAAAAUGGGCGGAAAAGGAUCCAGAAGAUACAAUAUGACAUUUCUUUCAAAUUUCUGUGCUUCGGCGGAGACAUUUUUUAACCUCGGCGGACGAUUUUUCUUCGACUUCGGAUAGUCAAAAUUGGCUAGAACCAAAGCGUAUUGUAUCCCGAGUGGCAUGGCGUCUAAAAACGACUUAUUAUGUCUUCAGCCGGCUGGCAGACGAAAAAACGGCAAUUCGGAGGAGAAAUCGGCGAAGAAAAAAUUAACCCAUUUUUAAAAGAAAUUAUGAUGAGAAAACUAAAGUUGUAGAGGGUGGGCCACUCGAAACUCCCAACCUCUUUUCAGGUAUUUCUCCGCCAGUAAUGCACCAAUUUCUAUAAAAUUUAUAUCAAAUUGAAGCUGAGACAUUCCAUUUCUUGUCCACCAAAUAUGGCCCGUCUAACUUCACGGAGGCACCCGUGAACCUUUUACAUUUUCAUUCUAAAUUUUGGGACGCGAAAUCGGUGAAACUUGGAAUUUUUUUGGAAUGAUUUUCAAUUGAGUUUCUCGGACUUGGAAAAUCUUUGGAUUAAGGCAAGAAAAAAGUUGCCAAAAAUUAAUUAUCUGAACACCGGGUAAAUAAAAGUUACGGAUCUUCGUUUUUUGCUGCUAAUGUUGGUUUAUAUGUUACAAUAACUCAGGGCAAAGAAAACUAAGGUUAUAAAUAGCUAAAAUUAGAAAGAAUGGACAUCGCAAGGCUUCGCCAAGUCUCCGCCGAGCGUCUGCCGACCAUCCGACCGCUUUGCCAGGCCUCAUAGGCACUUCCUACAACCUUUUUUGGUGUAUCCACCUGCCAUACGUCUCGUAUCGAUCGGUUUUGUGUUGACCCGAACUGUCGUCGACCCGAAAAUUCGGGAAGCGACGCUGCGGGAAGUUUAGAUGAUUCCAUUGUUAGAUAUUUCUUGAAACACCUUGUACAGUACUCUUUUUUAGCUGUUUCGAAGCAAACGAAAGAAGCCAAAGCAGCAACUCUCGAUAACUAGUAAUAUACAGAGUGAGAGGGAUGAAUACGUUUUGUCACCACCAAAAUGCAGUCGGACGCAAAGUAAAUUAAAGUCGACGGAAAAUCUUGGAGGAACCUCAGAUACGGCCAGUUUUAAUGGGCGGGGAAGUUUUCGACCGCUGAAGAAGGGAAAAUCCAUAUUCUCUGGGAAGUGGAAGAUAAAAGACGUAAGAAUUGGUUGUUUUCGAGGUAAUGAGAUGAAUAACAGGUAAUCGUUUUAUAUUUUCAGGAUAAAAUUCGUUUCCAAAGAAGAAUUUACGAAUUCUUCGUUGCCCCGAUUACUACAUUUUGGUCGUGGACGCUAAGUUUUGCUGUAUUUCUCAGCUUAUACACUUAUAUUUUACUGGUUAAAACUCCGAUUAAACCGUCCAUACUUGAAUGGAUAGUAUUCUCAUAUGUUGUCGGAUUCGGGAUGGAGAUUGUUCGCAAGGUGAGUUCUAGAGAGAAUCAUCAUUCGGGGUUUAGUUGUGUAUGUCGGACCCUAAAUCAAUUAGAGAAAAAUUUGAAUAUUUCUUUUUGAAUUAUUGGAAUGCUCUAACUACGGUCGCUAUCGGCACUUAUCUUGUUGGAUUUGGGUUACGAUGCAAUCCAAGUACAAGGUACGUGUCCUUUUGAGCAGGGGUAUAAGUUGCAGGAGCGCGGGCCGAGUUGUGUUGGCCACGAAUUCAAUGUUGUGGUCCAUAAAGUUGCUUGACUUCUUGAGUGUUCAUCCCAGAUUCGGACCUUAUGUCACCAUGGCGGGCAAAAUGGUGAGUUUUUAUUCAAAGUUUACUCAUUAAUUUCUAGAUCAUGAAUAUGUCUUCAAUCGUGGUCAUGUUGGCCAUAUCUCUCCUCGCGUUUGGUUUGGCCCGUCAAUCGAUUACGUAUCCCAAUGAAGAAUGGAGCUGGCUUUUGCUAAGAAAUGUGUUCUACAAGCCCUACUUUAUGUUAUAUGGAGAAGUUUAUGCUGAUGAGAUCGAUACUUGUGGAGAUGAAGCCUGGGAUGAACACAUGGAGAAGAGGAUCCCCGUUGAUGCGUUGACAAAUACUUGUGGGUUUCCAAACUUGUGUUAAGAGGUUUUUUGUAGCUAUGAGUUGCGUGCCUGGCCAUUGGGUUCCACCUUUGUUGAUGACAGUUUUCUUGUUAAUUGCUAACAUUUUACUCAUCAGUAUGCUGAUCGCCAUUUUUAAGUAAGGUCUCUUUGGGUAGUGUACAGCCAUGUUUCUUAUUAUUUAUUUAACCGUUCUUUCAGUAAUAUAUUUGAUGCCGCAAAUAAAAUCUCCCAUCAGAUCUGGCUUUUCCAGCGCUACAGACAAGUCAUGGAAUAUCAAAAUACAUCGAUCCUGCCACCACCUUUGACACCACUCUAUCAUCUUCAUUUAGUUUACAAAUAUCUUCGCUUUCGUUAUGAAAUACGAAGAGAAAGGCUUGUCCAGAACGAGAUAAAUUCUGGAGACGAUCCGAAGAAAAUUCAGACAGCGGAAAAGAAGAGAAAACAAAAAGUCAGGCUACUGAGAGAACAGCUCUUCGAUGCCACUCUUAGUAUGUUUGUUAAUCAGUAGCACUAACGUGGAUUUAGAACUUUUUUUUAAUCGAGAGCAAAUCGAAAAGAUGCACGAUUUUGAAGAAGAAUGCAUGGAAAGUUUGGCACGGGAGAAAGAAUUCCUUAGUAGCAGAACAAACGAAGAACGGCUCAGAAGAACGGUGGAACGUACUGACAAUAUUCUGCAGAGAGUAAACGAUCUGUCACAGAAAGAAAGUUAUUUUUCCGAUUCCAUCAAUCACUUUGAAAACAGGCUAGAGCACAUUGAAAACGCACAGGUAGAUAAACUAUGGAAGUGCAAUACACUCGUUCAUUCCAGGUCGAAACUCUAAAGUAUCUGAAGCAUUUGUCAGAAGCCCUACCAAGAUUAUACGAUGCUUUAUUAUGUGGUGAAGAUGAUGAGAAUAUGGAAUUAAAUCUGGAGAAAAAAUCAUCCAAGCAGACAAGUGGAAUGGUAUUUCAUCUACUGUUAAUCUGUAUUUUAAUUCUCAAUAUUUUUAGUCUGAAGCGAAACCAGAUAUGGCAGAAGGAAGCAAUGAAAUGCGUAAUCGAAGUAGAACAACUACCAUUGGAGGAGAGGCAUUUCAGAAACUAGGAAACAAGUCCUCCACCAGUUUUGGAAAUCUUCUUUCCACUGAGGCAAUCCCAAUUAAAACCAGCGGAGUGUCUGUUAAUGCGUUCAGAAGUAGUGUGCGAAGACCACAAAGGAACGAGUAUACCUCGAUAACAGACACCAUUGAGAUUGAUCGUGCUGAGGCCAGGGCCCCUUUCACUCCAAAAUUCGAAAGAGGAUAUAUUGAAAGCACAGGUAAAGACGCUUCCAAAAUAGUGACCUUGUUUAGUGGAAGAUUAUAUAACCGAUGAAGAAGAAGGCGAGGCGCAUGAUGACUCUAAUCCACACGAAGUGAGGUCGACUUCGCAAGGUCUCGCUUACUAUGACGACCCUCAGUAUCAGUCGCAGAGGGAAGAUAACGACGAUGAUUACCCCAACGAGAACCGCGACACUCCAAACACAACACUUCGAAGGGCCAAAUCUUCGUUUAUACGGACCCACAAUCAAAGGAUGAGGGAAUACGAAGAGGUAUGCUUAAAAGAGUGUUUUUUAAAACUUGAAGGAUGGCCCGAACAUUUCCAAAAAACGACUGUCUCAGAAUCUUUUGAUUUUUGCAUAGACUAGCUAGCAAAGUAAUGGCCAAAAAGUGUUUUUUUUUUCCUCUGACCGCUCUCCGCGUUUAGCGUACUCUCUCGGCCCAAAGAUCGCUGAAUAUCUCGGCUGCGCCUUCAAAGCGCGAGCUAAAACGUUGAGGAACUGCCGUUGCAACGGCUAAAAUCAAGUUUACGUUACACCUCCGUGGAUUUUACAGUAUGCUUUUUUGCAUUUUCGAUUUUACGCACAUCCGCGGAGCCGCGGCGGAGACCUCAGAUUUCGGCGGACGUUGUUUUGGGGGUUUGGCUUUUGCAAAUUCAUGUUGAAAAAGAGGUUGGGGCGAUUUUUUGUUGUCAUACGAUGCACAGAUGGCAAAAAUUUCGUAAAAAUUUCAUACUUUCUUUCACCGGGCGGAGGCUUUAUCAAAGGAAAAAACAGUCUUAGGAGUCCGGGAAAAAUCUCAGCUACAAGAUUUGUCCGCCGGACCAAAAAAAUCGGAAAUCUUUGAGAGAUGAUGUUGCUCUGAUGGAUUCUUGUAGCUGAGAUUUUUCCCGGGCUCCUAAGACUAUUUUGACGCUUUGAUAAAGCCUCCGCCGAGUCCUCCGCCGUGGAAAAAAGUAAGAAAUUUUUGCCAUCUGUGCAUCGGAUGAUAACAAAAAAUCGCCCCAACCUCUUUUCCAACAUGAAUUUGCAAAAGCUAAACCCCCAAAACAACGUCCGCCGAAAUCUGAGGUCUCCGCCGCGGCUCCGCGGAUGUGCGUAAAAUCGAAAAUGCAAAAAAUCAUACCGUAAAAUCCACGGAGAUGUAACGUAAACUUGAUUUCAGCCGUUGCAACGGCGUUUCCGCCAUGUAAUGCGAUGUGAUUUUUAAAAAAGGCCCUAAUUGUCUCCGUCGAGAAGUGGUCCCUCCGCCGACGAAAGAAAAAAUUUUUUUUUAGAGAUUCUAAAAACGCACGACGUGAAUUUUUAGAACCAAAAAUAAAUUCGUUGAUAGCUGCAAAAAACACAAAGAUAUAAGAAAAUUAUUUGUCCAAAGUUUCUUGAAACACCCUGUAUUACAACAAUCAUGCAAAACACCAAAAGAUCCUGAGACAGUAAUUUUUUGGAAAUGUCCCUGGACAUUUCCAAAUAUGAGAAGCUGUAAAAAAACUCUCUUUUAAAUUGGUAUUCGCCCUAUAAUAUUAUAGGAAAUCGCCGGUGACAGCGAUUUGCCCGGACCCAGCAAGCUAACGAACGGUUCAGAUGCCGAAAAAGAAGCAGGGUCCCCGAGGUCCACGGAACGAAGUGCUAACUCAUCUUCUGAAUUUCUACAAUUUAUAGGAACCUCAAACGAUCCAGAAAAGAAACACUCACGAGAGAGCAUUUAA
Messenger RNA from Bursaphelenchus xylophilus (pine wood nematode), 11449 nucleotides. NCBI's taxonomy places the organism in Eukaryota, Metazoa, Nematoda, Chromadorea, Rhabditida, Aphelenchoididae. The record is from the annotation of a GenBank genome assembly.